This is a messenger RNA of Chironomus riparius, 443 nucleotides long. Lineage: Eukaryota; Metazoa; Arthropoda; Insecta; Diptera; Chironomidae. The record is from the annotation of a GenBank genome assembly.
AUCAUUCAGUGAUCAGCUCUUCAAGUGCGUCUUUUGUGAUCAUUACUGACAAUUUCUGUUCAAUCUUCUAUAUUUGAGAAUCAUGAAAUUAACAAUCAUUGGAUUAAUGCUCAUCGUUGCUGUGUCAUGCGAUAUAGCACACAUAGCCAAUACUGGAUAUGUUUAUAUUAAGCCAGCAGGAAAACAACUCGAAUUGCCAAAAGAUGAGAAUGUUGGAUAUUUGCCGCCAUUAAACAACCAUUACUUACCUCCAUCGAAGGAUUAUUUGCCACCAAUUACAGAAGUUGACGAAAUUAUUUGUGUUGGGGAUGAAUGCGAUUUAAAUUUUACGGCUGUUGCUAACGAAUAUGAAUAAAUGAAGGACAAUUAUUCAACUUAUUCUUCGAUAUUCUUUACCGUCUUUAUUUUUCAUUCACAUCUUGUCUUUAUUCAUUAACGUGAGA